This is a messenger RNA of Arabidopsis lyrata subsp. lyrata, 1546 nucleotides long. RefSeq names its product cytochrome P450 708A2. Gene Ontology annotation, biological process: sterol metabolic process. Gene Ontology annotation, molecular function: monooxygenase activity; oxidoreductase activity, acting on paired donors, with incorporation or reduction of molecular oxygen; heme binding. Bases 86 to 1546 code for a protein of 486 amino acids. The transcript has 9 exons. Lineage: Eukaryota; Viridiplantae; Streptophyta; Magnoliopsida; Brassicales; Brassicaceae. The record is from RefSeq and is a predicted model, not a curated record.
AACCGCAUAUUCAAGUAUAAAUACAGAGCAACGCCUAUAGAAAUCGUACAACUCGAAGCCACAAACUUUAUAGACGAAACAAAAAAUGUUAGAUUUUUAUUGGACAUUCCCUGUUAUAGUUUCACUCAUAGUAGGAGUAGUAAAACUGUGCCACUGGAUAUACCGUUGGAAAACCCCUACAUGCAAAGGCAAACUUCCUCCGGGCACAAUGGGGUUUCCGAUCAUCGGAGAGACGUUUGAAUUCAUGACGCCUUAUGAUUUCCAUUUAGUGAUUUCACCGUUUCUAAAGAAGAAAAUAUCCAGGUAUGGUUCAAAAAUGUUCAGUACAAGUCUAUUUGGGGCCAAGGUGAUAAUCUCGAUCGAUCCUGAAGUGAAUAUGGAGAUGGCAAAGGCCAAUUCACAGUUGGGCGCGACGGAGAGCUUAAGGCGGCUCUUUGGAGAGAACAGCGACUUCUUCCAGAGGAAAGAUAUUCAUAAAUAUGUCAGAAACUUGACUUCUAGAUUUGUCGGGCCAGAAAAUUUGAAAAACAGAUUGAUUCAAGACAUUGAUUGUUUGACACGCAACUACUUUGAGAUUGAGAAUGGAGCUAUGAGCACUUCUUUCGACGUAAAAGAAGCAGCAACCCAGAUGGUGGUUGAUCUAAUUGUAAAGAAAGUAAUUGGAGGAAUGGAAUCUGAGGCCGUAAAAGAACUAGGACUAUGUUGGACUGCUUUUCGACCUAAUUGGUUUAACUUCUCAUACAACUUCCCUGGGACAACUGUUUAUCGAUUCGUGAUGGCACGGAAGAGGGCGGCAAAGCUUCUAAAGGGCUUGAUUCAAAAGAAGAAAGAAUCAAAACAAGGACUCGGAGACUUCUUGGAUAUUCUAUUCGAUGAAAUGGAGAAAGAUGGGGCGGUUCUGGACAUAGACAGAGCUGUCAACCUGAUAUUCACCUUUUUCAUACUCUCCCAGGAGACGACUCCCGCAAUUGUAGCAGCAACGGUGAAGCUCGUGGCUGACAAUCCUGAUGUCAUGGAAGAACUAAAGAGAGAACACGAGGCGGUGGUUCAAAACCGGGUUGAUAAGGAGGCAGGAAUAACAUGGGAGGAAUACAAGUCCAUGACUUUCACUCACAUGGUUAUCAAAGAGUCGCUUCGGUUUACUAGUGCACAGCCUACAGUGCACAGAAUACCCACUGAGGACGUUCAGAUUGGAGGUUUCCUGUCCCUAAGGCCGGCUCUGCCAGCUGGUUGGCUAUUCUUUGGCAUUCCUCUAGUUCAUUUCGAUGAAAAAAAGUAUGAUGAUCCACUCAAGUUUAAUCCAUGGAGAUGGAAGGGCCAAGAUUUACAUGGUAUUUUAUCCAAGGAUUACAUGCCUUUUGGAGCUGGCUCAACGCUUUGCGUAGGGUCUGAGUUUGCGAAGUUCAUUAUCGCAAUCUUUCUCCAUCAUUUGUCCAGAUUCAGGUGGUCGUUGGACCCAAAAACUAGAGUUCUUCGAAGGUAUAUGCUAAUGUUUCCCACUGGCUGCAAGGUCGAGAUCACGAAGGAACACGAAGGAACCAAGUGA